This is a messenger RNA of Coregonus clupeaformis (lake whitefish), 4096 nucleotides long. RefSeq names its product liprin-beta-2-like. Bases 309 to 3602 code for a protein of 1097 amino acids. Lineage: Eukaryota; Metazoa; Chordata; Actinopteri; Salmoniformes; Salmonidae. The transcript is spliced from 32 exons. Gene Ontology annotation, molecular function: protein binding. Gene Ontology annotation, cellular component: presynaptic active zone. The record is from RefSeq and is a predicted model, not a curated record. Gene Ontology annotation, biological process: neuromuscular junction development.
ACAGUAGUCUAGAGCACGUGGACCUUGUAGUUCGAUGGGAUGGCACGCCCCUGGAAUACCAUGACAGAUGAUUGGUGGAGUGGCUUUAUGAUGAACGCGCAUUUAUGGCACCGCGAGCGCACAGUCGGGCAAGGCACGGAGCAUCCUAUUGGAAAAGACACCACUGUCAGUGUCAAUGACAUUUUUAAUCCAAAGUGGUCAAAACAGUAUUUUCCAAGUUGCAGGGGAAGAAUUCACGUUGGAGUGCAAGUCUCCGAAGUCCAGGAUAUUGACAUCAAGCAUAGAGGCCGAUGCAGUAGUCAGUCGCCAUGGCCUCAGAUGCAAGUCACAUGUUGGAGGCGGCCUUGGAGCAAAUGGAUGACAUAAUUGCAGGCUCCAAGGCUGCAGCCGAGUACACCAAUGGCCUGUUUGAGCUGGGCUCCCCGGGCAGCGCGGGGCCCCUGCAGGUGCUGCAGCUGGUUGAGGACCUGCGGUUGGCCCUGGAGCUGCAGCCCAGAGAGGAGGAGAGGGACACGCUGAGGGCCCACGUCCCCAGCAGCACCGCUCACAUGCUCAUGGACUGGCUGGACAUGGACAGGUGCUCAGACAGGGGCUCGGUUAACCUCCGCUCCCCAGUGAACAAUGAGAGCUAUCAGGAGCGGCUGGUUCGCUUAGAGGGGGACAAAGAGUCUCUGGUGCUCCAGGUGAGCGUGCUCACAGACCAGGUGGAGGCCCAAGGAGAGAAGAUCCGAGACCUGGAGAGCUCUCUGGAGGAGCACUACCACAAACUCAACUCCACUGAGAAAAUGCUGCAGCAGGAGCUGCUGAGCCGGACCACAUUGGAGACCCAGAAACUGGAUCUGAUGGAUGAGGUUUCCUACCUGAAACUGAAGCUGGUCAGCAUGGACGAGGAACAGAACCACAACGACAGCAGCGAGGACCAGCAGAACAAAGCUGAGUGUGUGGUAAAUCUGAUUAGCGAGCUCCAGGAGCAGAUGUGUAGGUUUCAGGAGGAGAUCCAUACCCGGAUCAUGGAGAAACAGGCCAUGGAGGCCCAGGGGGAGGCCCAGGGGGAGUGUGGUGCCCGCGAGGCCUACGACCAGUGCCCCGAUGUGAGCUUGGGUGGCUCUGACGUAGAGGAGUUUUGCUGUCGCUGUGGAGGACAGAAUGGCUUCCUGCAAGAACUCCGGCUUCUCAAGAGUAAAGUGGAUGAGCUGGAGGGGGAGAAAUCGCAGUAUGAGAGAAAACUAAAGGCCACAAAGCUGUCUAUCUCUUACUCUCUCCAUGUGUGUUACCAGUCGCUCAUGACCAAGCUCUCUAGCCUGAAGCUCUCUGUAGAGCACACUCAGGUAGAGAAGCAGCACUGGGAGGAGCGAUGGCGGACCGCUCAGACGGAGAUAGCAGACCUACAGCAGAUACUGGCUUCCAAAGACUCUGAGAUCGAGGGCCUACAGAGCCAGUUAGUCUCCAGAGGCUCAAUGACCAAUGAGAACCCAGAGAGAGAGGAGGUGUAUAGGAGACAGCUGACAGACAAAUACCAAGAAUUCCAAAGGUUGAAAAUGGGGAUGGAGACUUUGUUAGCAACAAAUUAUGAGAAAGACCGUCACAUAGAGGAGCUGACUGUUCUCCUUGACCAGUACAGGAAGAUGAAGGAGGUGAUGGCCCUCACUCAAGUGUCCAGUGAGAAGCUCCUGGUUGGGAGCAGUGAGGAGGAACUGAGUUGGAGUCUGAAGAUGAGGGCUCUCACCCAUAAAGCUCAUUCAGACAUCAUCCGGUCAGAGAUGUCUUCUAGAGGAUCCUCUCCCCUGUUAGUGUCUCCCUCGUCCUUCCAGAAAGAGCUGGACUCCAGCUGCCGCAGUAUCCAGACCUCCCUGGAGACGUCGAUGGUGAUGGUCUCCCAGAGUGACGCUGGCUGCUUCUACAACGGAAAAUGGUCCCAACCACGGAUGCUUUCAAGUAGCCUGGAGGAGUUACAAAGCGGAUCGUUACCAAAGCAUGUAGUGGUGGGUCAACCAGUUGAACCGGUUUCAGAGAGUCAGCACAUGGAAAUGAACAAAUAUCAGACCCUACCAGGGAAGCUAUCUCGACCUGACAUGAAUGGGGAUCGAGAGCAGUACUUUACACCAGACCAGCUGUCCCCUGACGAUAGUGAGGACAGUGAGUUUAACCUAAACCGCUGCAGGAGUGCCAGUGCUCCAGCUUUAGCAGGAUCUUGUGGAAAGCGUGAUCUAUUUGAAAUGGGAAAGUCGGAGAGACUGGAUGAGUCCACACUGUCGGACUUGUCUCCCCUGUCGUCUGGAAUGGACUCAGGACAGCAGUCCCCUGUCUCUCCAGAGAACAAGAAGAACCACCGAGGCAUCAAGAAGCUCUGGGGGAAGAUAAGGAAGACCCAGUCUGGCAGCCUGCAGGGAGAGGACCUUGAGCCUGGAGAGUUUAAGAGGGGGGGACUGAGAGCCACCGCCGGCCCUCGCCUGGCCCAAGCCGGAGAGACAUUGACCUCUGUGCAGGAUCUGAAGACGCCCUUCUCCAAGUGGACUCCAGAGCAGGUGUGUUGCUGGCUAGAGGAGUAUGGGCUGGGCCAGUAUGUGAUUCUGGCCCGACACUGGGCCAACAGCGGGCAAACUCUCCUCUCUGCCUCACCACAGGAUUUAGAGAAGGAGAUGGGGAUUAAGAAUCCACUGCACAGAAAGAAGCUGCAGUUGGCCCUCAAGUCGUUCAGCACCAAACUGCCAGAGAAAUCCUCUGAACUGGAUCACAUCUGGGUCACACGUUGGCUUGAUGACAUUGGUUUACCUCAGUACAAGGAUCAGUUUAACGAGGGAAGGGUGGACGGCAGAAUGCUUCAGUACUUGACAGUGAACAACCUCUUGUUCCUGAAAGUGACCAGUCAGCUCCAUCACCUCAGUGUGAAGUGUGCUAUCCACGUCCUCCACGUCAACAAAUUCAACCCCAACUGCCUGAAGAGAAGACCUGGGGAUGAGAACAAGACUUCUCCCUCGGAGGUGGUUCAGUGGUCUAACCACAGGGUGAUGGAGUGGCUUCGCUCGGUGGACCUGGCGGAGUACGCUCCCAACCUGAGAGGCAGCGGGGUGCACGGGGGCCUUAUCAUUCUAGAGCCUCGUUUUAACUCAGACACCCUGGCCAUGCUGCUGAACAUCCCCCCUCAGAAGACCCUGCUGCGACGCCACCUGGCCACAAACUUCAACAUGCUGGUGGGCUCCCUGGCUCAGCAGGAGAAGAGGGAGUUCAUGGAGUCGUCGGGCUACGCUCCCCUCAGCACCACAGCCAAAGUCAGGCCAAAGAAGUUGGGCUUCUCAAACUUCGGCCACCUGAGGAAGAAGAGGUGUGACGACUCGACUGACUACAUCUGCCCCCUGGAGGCGGCCCAGGCCCAGGCUCAGCUCCAGGCGGUGGUGAACGGGGCCCACCGGCCCUACUCCGGCUUCAGGGGCCUCAGCCCCAUCCUGGACAGAGACCCAGACAGACGAGAGCAGAUGGCGGUGCCACAGGGGACCGUACUGCAGAUAGAAGCUCUUUCUGAGGGAAUAAACCAACUCACAUAUUUGCUAAGCCGAGACGAAGUUCUGAAGGAGAUGAGACGGGCUCAAACAGCACUUGUCUGAGAGGACACUACGCUGGCCACACUAACUAACGCACCCAAUCAACCAAGGGAAAACUCUGCCUGCCUCAUACCUCAACCUAACCUCAAUGCAGGAGGCUUUACCAGCAAUCUCAACUGGCCAUACCCCUUAUCUCAUCAUAAUACAGGACUAUAAUGAACACUUAUUUUGUAUUAGUGACAGAAACACAAUGAACGGUAAUGGAAUUCUGUUUUACAUGUGUCAUUGGUGUGUAGCUCUUCCCCAAACUAGAGUAAAUAGUAUGUUUUUUGGUGUCACUUGAGCAUUUAUUGACGUGCUUUUUCCCCUAUGCAAUCUACCCUGUAAUAUUGCCCACACUGUAUUAUUUUGUACUAUAUAUACUAAUUGUUUAGUUUAUGUUUUUUUAGAUUAGGGUCGUUCCACAAAAUUAGUCCCUUUUGGGUAGUGUAAUUUGGUACAAAAAAAGAUAUAUAUACAGUACCUUUCAAAAGUUUGGACACACCUACUCAUUCAUU